AUGGAAUCAUUGACCCUUUAUAAGUUCCUUCCCUUUUUGGAACCUUUUGCCAAUAAAGAAACACUCACCCCGGCUGAAGCAUCCCAAUUGCAACUCAGAAUCGCAGAACUCAUUUUGGAUAACACGGUAGACAUUCCCCUUUUGAAAUUUUUUAGCCGAUUUUUGACUCCGCAGGGAUAUGAUGAGGCGCUUGAAGAACGCAACAUUGAGCAUCAAUGUGGAUACCCAGUGUGCAAAAAACUGCCCCAACACAAGGUCCGGAGGCCGUCUGCGCUGUGUCCAGGUGUCUAUGGUGGCGAUACAUCGACACGGUAUCAAAUUUAUAACAGAAAGCCAUCUAUGAUUCUCCCAAAUACCUAUUUGUCGCAGUUUUGCUGCAAGGAGCAUUAUCAAGCGUCGCAUUUCUACCGUAACCAGCUCCUGGAAGAAGCAAUAUUUCUACGUAAAAACAUUACGGUCAUACCUCCAUUUGGGAGCCCUGAUCCCUCAUGGUAUGAGAAUGGAAUCUCCUGUUUAGAGGAAGUCAUAGCCAAGCACAAAGAGAUGCGCGAGCAGGGUAAAUCCUUGUCCGAUGUCAUUGCAAUGAUGAGUGGUUUAGCUGUGCUGGACGCAGCAAACAAUUCCGAGCUUCAACAGCUUGUGGGGCUUAUUGAAGACUUUGAAAUCGUGGAUCGUGACUCUGAGCUCAAAGAGGCUGCGGAACUACAAGACCCUUCAAUAGCUGCACGGUCUGUUGAGGGCUAUGUUACAAGCAAUCGCAGCUUUGGCGGUUAUGUUGUUUAA
Messenger RNA from Australozyma saopauloensis, 783 nucleotides. Its product is annotated as RNA polymerase II subunit B1 CTD phosphatase. The transcript has a single exon. The coding region runs from base 1 to 783 and encodes 260 amino acids. Gene Ontology annotation, cellular component: nucleus; cytoplasm. The record is from RefSeq and is a predicted model, not a curated record. Gene Ontology annotation, molecular function: RNA polymerase II CTD heptapeptide repeat phosphatase activity; RNA polymerase core enzyme binding. NCBI's taxonomy places the organism in Eukaryota, Fungi, Ascomycota, Pichiomycetes, Serinales, Metschnikowiaceae.